GCGCGGAGGCCCGGCAGGCUAGGCCCUCGCCCGCUCUCGCUCCUAUCCAAAGAAGGCCCCCCAUUCCUUUUAUUGAUCGCUUUUCUGACUCCCCCUCAGCCUCCAAAAUGAUGCUGAGUCCAGACCAAGCCGCCGACUCGGACCACCCCAGUUCGGCGCCCUCGGACCCGGAGUCGCUGGGUGGCGCGGACGCCAAGGUGCUGGGCAGCGUGUCGGACCUGGAGCCGGUGGAGGAGGCCGAAGGCGACGGCAAGGGCGGCAGCCGGGCCGCGCUCUACCCGCACCCGCAGCAGCUGAGCCGCGAGGAGAAGCGCCGCCGCCGGCGCGCCACGGCCAAGUACCGCUCGGCCCACGCCACCCGCGAGCGCAUCCGCGUGGAGGCCUUCAACCUGGCCUUCGCCGAGCUCCGCAAACUGCUGCCCACGCUGCCCCCGGACAAGAAGCUGUCCAAGAUCGAGAUCCUGCGCCUGGCCAUCUGCUACAUCUCCUAUCUCAACCACGUCCUGGACGUGUAGAGCCGGGGUCGCGGCGCGGGGCCGCCUGGCCGGG
Balaenoptera ricei (Rice's whale) is the source of this 549-nucleotide messenger RNA. RefSeq names its product nescient helix-loop-helix 2 (gene NHLH2). Gene Ontology annotation, molecular function: DNA-binding transcription factor activity, RNA polymerase II-specific; RNA polymerase II cis-regulatory region sequence-specific DNA binding; protein dimerization activity. The record is from RefSeq and is a predicted model, not a curated record. NCBI's taxonomy places the organism in Eukaryota, Metazoa, Chordata, Mammalia, Artiodactyla, Balaenopteridae. Bases 108 to 515 code for a protein of 135 amino acids. Gene Ontology annotation, biological process: regulation of transcription by RNA polymerase II. The transcript has a single exon.